CUCUCAAAGUCCCAAGAGAAGAAGAAGAGCUUGCCCAUGGAGCCUCACAACAUCACUCCUCCACAAGGGCUGACACGGGAGGAGUUUGCCGGGCUGGAGGAGGUCAUCCGGGCGCACCACUCGUUCCCUCGGGCUCCCGGGACGUGCACGUCUCUCAUCACGCAGCGCAUCGAUGCACCGCUCCGGGCGGUGUGGCCCAUCGUCCGGAGAUUCGACCGCCCGCAGCGGUACAAGCACUUCAUCAAGAGCUGCAACCUCACCUCGGGGGAUGGUGGCGUGGGGAGCGUACGGGAAGUGACUGUGAUCUCCGGCCUCCCUGCAUCGACGAGCACCGAGAGGCUGGAGAUUUUGGACGAUGAGCGGCAUAUACUUAGCUUCAGCGUCAUGGGCGGAGAGCACCGCCUCAAGAACUACCGCUCGGUCACGUCGGUGACCGAGUUCAUAAGGGACGACGGGAAGCCAUAUACGAUCGUUCUGGAGUCGUACGUCGUCGACAUACCGGAGGGAAACACGGAGGAGGAUACCAAGAUGUUUGUCGACACUGUCGUGAGGCUCAACUUGCAGAAGCUUUCAGCGGUGGCGAUGGCUUCCGUGUAAGAAGGAAUACUUGACGGUGGUGAUGUUGAUGAUGAUGGCAACAUGAUAGAGGUCAUGAUGGGUUUCUUCUUUUCCCUUUUUCUUGUAUAAUUUUUUUUUUUUUUAACCUAAAAGUUUUAUUCUGAAUUCGAAUGUCUAGUGUUUGAGGAGGGGGAAGCAAGUGGGUUGGUCUUCCAAUGCAGGUUUGCUGUGUAUAUUCCUAGUUUGGUGGGUUCUUGUUUUAAUUUGGUGUAGCAAAAUGUUAAGGGAAGAGUGGAUCUUUGCUUCAGACUCUCUCCAUCUCUCUUUCUAAAUUGAGUGUAAACCGUGAAAGCUCUUAGGAUAUGAAGCCCAAUUGAAGGCCGUCGAUCCUCCAUGAUGCACCAUCAGCUUUCCACCUAGAAACCUACUCCGUUAUAUCUUAGGUUGGGCCACGAGAGAGUAAACCAUUUAUUGGACGGUCAAGAGCCUAUGCAAUAUUGGAGGUGAAGCGGUUGGUGGGCUAGGUAGACAGGGACGGUGGCCUUUGAGAGGCUUGAGAUGAAUGAGGGGGUCAGAGUGAGGGAAGCCGAGAAAAGUUUGGUUGGCGAAUUGGAAAGGAAGCUAGAGAGAGGCGUGGGUGGAGGAGCCUGCAGUAAGAGAAGAACGAGGCUUCUUUGGACGUAAAAAAAGCGCUGAUAUCGACGGACAGGCACAAAGGUGAGGCUUGGGCCUGGGAGACAUGUGAAGGGACCUUGGGAGACAUGUGACACCAGCCCCAGAAUCUCCUUCUUUGGUUGUGUGCCCCUCCACUUACCAAGCUCUCCUCCUGGCAACAGCUAACAAACUCGAAAGGGACCACCCUACUACUCUCUCCUGAACUCGCCCUCCUUCCAGCCUCGGAAUUGCUGUUCCACGACAAAGAGCGUUGGAAUCAUAACCCACGGAAGGGCCCCCUCUUAGGAUGGCUAAAAUUUCAUCUGAACAGCCUAGAAUGAUGCCCAGUCUGCAUGGUUUUUUCUUUUUUUCUUCUUUUUUUUUCGUGGGGUUCGAUUCGUAGCAUGCAUUUGUGCUCUUGUUUUGGUUUUCCUUGGAUGGGUUUGUGGCUGGCCAUAUUAGCUCCUUUUUUUUGCUCCCUGUAGAAGAUCUAACGCUUGUUUCUGUUUCCCUUGCACAAUUUGUAAAUAGAAACAAGGCGGGCUGCCACCUUUUCUUAAAAACAAAAAAAAACAAAAAGUA
This is a messenger RNA of Phoenix dactylifera (date palm), 1794 nucleotides long. RefSeq names its product abscisic acid receptor PYL2. Gene Ontology annotation, biological process: abscisic acid-activated signaling pathway. The record is from RefSeq and is a predicted model, not a curated record. Gene Ontology annotation, molecular function: abscisic acid binding; signaling receptor activity; protein phosphatase inhibitor activity. Gene Ontology annotation, cellular component: cytoplasm; nucleus. Lineage: Eukaryota; Viridiplantae; Streptophyta; Magnoliopsida; Arecales; Arecaceae.